GAGACAAUAGUAAGAGUAUUCCUAUUUGCUAAUGAUAUUUUAGCUUAGGUUAAUUUAAAAUAGUAUGCAAAAUUUUUCUAAAGGUUGCACGGGAUUGGUAAAGUAGAUUUUUUCCCCCCAAAAUACACUUUAGUUGUUUUCCUUUUUUCCUCCUGCAAUCUUACUGUUAGUAUCAAAAAUUAUUAUUAUCAAAAUUACUCAUUCAUUUUUUCACUCAAUCGGACUCUGAUUUUCUUUAGUACAUACUAUUUCAUGAGUUUUGCUGCUUCUUAUUGCUUUCAUUUUAUCCUGAAUUUGUCUUCACUCUUAAUGAAAAGACACAUUACUUAUGUAUUUUCUUUCAUUUUUCCACUUGACUGAAAUCUCGGCGGCACUUUCUAGAUCGCAAAGGAAAUUUUAUAUUAGUUUAUUAGACGGUAUGGCUACAGCUCGUAUGAUUUAUCAAUCUUUGAAGGUAAAGUGAAAACCCCUUUUUUCUACGCGAUACCUUGCUCCUUUAACCCAGGUUGGUUAUUCAAGUACUUUCUAAUUUUAAGGGAUAUUGAUGUGGAAUGCGAUAGUAACAUUCAGAUGUCGAUAUUUUCAGGGCUCUAAAGGUGCAUAUUCUAUCGAUUUGUAUGCACUGACAAGUUGUAGGCGUUUUCUUGUCCGUCUCAUAGCUUAUGAUGUUACUACUAUCUUCCUCCCUUCCCUCACUUUUGGUCUUGGGAUGCUUGAAUAUUAUACCUAAACGUAUUAAUAUUCUUGAAACUGCCGAUAUUUAUACAUGACACUUUUUUUUCUGAAUACUUCUGUAGUGAACCUUAUAUUAUUACCUCCCUCUACUCAUUGUUAUUUUUAUUACUAUUAUUUGAAAUUAUUCAUUCAUAUAUCAAUUAACAAGACAGAAUAUUUCUAUAUUAGGGUUUUCUAUUUUCAGUUUACUUUUCCGCUUCCAACAAUUGUGUUACUUUUGCCGCACCAUUUUUUUUUUUGUCCCAUACAUAGUUGUGAAAUCCUUUUCCCCUUUUUUUUUACAUACACCUGCGCUCAACUAUCAUAUCAAAUAUAA
Phytomonas sp. Hart1 is the source of this 1051-nucleotide messenger RNA. Lineage: Eukaryota; Euglenozoa; Kinetoplastea; Trypanosomatida; Trypanosomatidae. The record is from the annotation of a GenBank genome assembly.